UUCUGUUUUACAUGUGAAAUAGCUUCAGUGGCUUUUGGACAAUUAUGAAACUGCAGAAGGAGUGAGCCUCCCUAGAAGUACCCUUUACAACCACUACUUACGACACUGUCAGGAGCACAAGUUGGAUCCAGUCAAUGCAGCAUCCUUUGGAAAACUCAUACGGUCAAUCUUCAUGGGGUUACGGACAAGAAGACUUGGAACUAGGGGGAACUCCAAAUACCAUUACUAUGGGAUUCGUGUCAAGCCAGAUUCUCCUCUUAAUCGUCUACAGGAGGACAUGCAAUAUAUGGCUAUGAGACAGCAGCCCAUGCAGCAGAAACAGAGGUAUAAGCCUGUGCAGAAAGUGGAUGGAGUUGCAGAUGGCUUCACAGGAAGUGGUCAACAGACAGGCACAUCUGUUGAACAAACUGUAAUUGCCCAAAGUCAACAUCAUCAGCAGUUUUUAGAUGCAUCUCGAGUACUUCCGGAGUUUGGUGAAGUUGAAAUGUCUUCUCUACCAGAUGGUACAACCUUUGAGGACAUCAAAUCACUGCAGAGUCUUUAUCGAGAGCACUGUGAGGCAAUUCUGGAUGUGGUAGUGAAUCUUCAAUUCAGCCUGAUAGAAAAGUUGUGGCAAACUUUCUGGCGCUAUUCUCCCUCUACUCCACCUGAUGGUACUACUGUUAAUGAACCUAGCAAUCUGAGUGAAAUAGAAAGUCGACUUCCAAAAGCAAAACUGAUUACUCUGUGCAAAAAUGAAUCUAUUCUGAAAUGGAUGUGUAACUGUGAUCACGUGAUGUACCAGGCUUUGGUGGAGAUUCUCAUUCCUGACGUCCUUAGACCUAUUCCUAGUAAGUUGAACUAA
Molecule: messenger RNA, 844 nt
Organism: Meleagris gallopavo (turkey)
Lineage: Eukaryota; Metazoa; Chordata; Aves; Galliformes; Phasianidae
Source: RefSeq, a predicted model, not a curated record